Messenger RNA from Entrophospora candida, 1686 nucleotides. NCBI's taxonomy places the organism in Eukaryota, Fungi, Glomeromycota, Glomeromycetes, Entrophosporales, Entrophosporaceae. The record is from the annotation of a GenBank genome assembly.
AUGUCGUUGUCAGAGAAUUUACAAAGUGAACAUGGAUACGUAAUUUAUAAUGCAAAUAUUUAUACAGUCGAGGAUGAUAAUGAAUCUUUACCAAAUGUUGUUGAUUCAUUAGUAGUGUUGAAAAAUAUUUUUGUGGAUGUUGGUUCAUCAUCUUUAAUCUUGGAAAAAUGGAAAGAUUUUAAACAUUUAUCGAACCUUGGUGAAUCUUUAUUAUCUGUAGAUCUUGUUGAGGUGCGCGAGAGAAUUCGCGAGUAUUUAUCAAUUCGUUCGAGUGAGAAAGAUUCUUCUGAAAUUCAGUGGAUAAAAGGAUGGGGAUGGGAUCAAACACUUUGGUCAUCUAAAUUAUUUCCUACUCAUAAUGAUUUAGAUUCCGAUCCAAUUUUAUCAAAAUUUUCAAUUUUAUUAACACGAAUUGAUGGACACGCAGUAUGGGUUAAUAAGAAGACUCUAGACAUACUUCAAGAAAAUAAUAAUUUACCUGAAGAAAUUGAAGGUGGUGAGAUAUGCAGAGAUAAAGAAACUAAUGAAUUGACUGGAAUUUUCAUAGAUAAUGCAGUUGAAUUGAUUGAUAAAUUAGUACCAUUGCCAUCUGAAUCAACAUUAUUUACACAAAUAAAGGGAGCAAUUUCAAAAAUGCAUGAGAACGGUUUAACAGGAGUUCAUGAUGCAUGUGUCGAAUUAAGAUUAAUAAAUUUUUUUGAAAAAAUUAUUUUAGAAAAUCCUGAAAAUUUUAAUAUUAGGAAUUAUGCAAUGGUUGAGAGUCCACGAAAUGUUUAUUGUGGUGACCAAGUAAAACGAAUUGAUGGAAUAGGCGAUGGGAGAUUAUUUGUAAGAAGCGUUAAAUUGGUGAUGGAUGGGGCAUUGGGAAGUUGGGGAGCUGCAUUAUUAGAACCAUAUUCUGACGAUCCAACAAAACAAGGCUUGUUACUCUCUGAUCCUUCUUUAUUAACUACUGUAAUUAAUCAAUGGAUUGAAAAGGGAUUUCAAGUAAAUACGCAUUGUAUUGGAGAUAAAGCAAAUCAGAUUAUUAUUGAUGCAUACGAGAAAAGUUUUAAAGAUUACAUUAUCAAGUCUAGUCCAAAUAAUUCUAAUGAAUUAUUAGAAGAACAAUUAAAAGAAGAGAUUAGAAGAUUAGGAGAUAAAUUAAGAUUUAGAAUUGAACAUGCACAGAUAUUGACACAAAAAGAUAUUAAACGGAUGGGAGAAUUAAACAUAAUUCCAUCAAUGCAACCAACUCAUGCAACUUCUGAUAUGUCAUAUGCUGAACAAAGAUUGGGUCCUGAACGUAUAAAAGGCGCAUAUGCUUGGAGGUCUUUAAUUAAUUCUGGAGUUAAAAGAUUUCCACUUUCUUCAGAUUUCCCUAUAGAGUCUGUAAAUCCAUUUUUAGGAUUUUAUUCUGCAAUCACAAGAAAAUGGACGAAUGGAAAAUCUCCACAUGGUGAAAAAGGAUGGUUUGAAUCAGAAUGUUUGACGAGAAAAGAAACAUUACGUGGUUUCACCAUUGAUGCUGCUUAUGCUGGAUUUUGUGAAGAUAUUUUGGGGUCAAUAAAAAUAGGGAAAUACGCAGAUUUUAUAGUGAUUGAUAAAGAUAUUAUGAAAAUACCAGAACAAGAAAUACCAAACAUCAAAGUCUUAUCUACUAUAUUUAAUGGAAAUGUUGUUUAUGAGAAAAAUUUUGAAAACUAA